AAGAGUUACGAGUUGAAUGUAACAGUAGCUAACUUAAAAGAAAGAAAGAGGAAAAAAACACAAAUGCAUUAUUGACUCAGUUGAAUGAAUCAAUUAUUAUCCUUCCAAACCCCCCCUUUGGAUCUCUUCUCUAUCUUACAUCAAUUGGCGUUUCCGCAUCUCUCAGGACUCAUACAAGACAUUCUCUAGAAGCAUAAUAUCAACUCCCAACAGCGUUUCGAAGCUUAACCAGGUUCUUAUGCGCCUUUCGGAAUCAUGAUUGAAGUAAAGCGACCAGGUUCUUCCACAAGGAUCACCACAACACUCCUUGACUCCUUGAUGAUUCUCUUCAGAAACAAACACAUUUUACUCCCAGUCUUCGUCUUUAUAGCCAUCCCUCUCUCUGCCUUGCAUCUCUCCUUAACUCUCACCUCCUUUCGUCUCAAAAACCAUGUCUUUCGCUUAGAAGCCUUAGCCAACGUUGUCCACACACGGUUCGAAGCUAGACAGAUAUGGGAAGAGUCUAGAGAAGACGCUGUCUCUCUUCUCCGUCUCAAAUCUCGGUACUUCGUCCCGUCUUUCAUCCUCUCCUGUAUCGUCUCCAUAGCCGUCAUCACAUCAACUUCCUUCUCGCACCAGGGCCUGAACCCAUCUCUGAAGUCGUCGUUUGCUUCGGUGAAGUCCUCGUGGAUGCGAGUCACAGCGACUUCCAUCGUUGUCUACGGUCUGCUCUUCCUCUACUCACCAGUUCCCAUGUUUCUAUCUGCUAUCUUCGGUUACACACCUACGCUGCGUCACCUCAUCACAUUCCUGAGUCUCGGCGUUGAGGUAUACAUAAUGGCUAUAACAGGGCUUGGCCUUGUGGUCUCUGUGGUAGAAGAAAGGUACGGUUUUGAUGCGGUUAAGGAAGGAAUGGCAUUGAUGAAAGGGAGGAGGAUAACGGGGUUGGCUUUGGCGGGUGUGUUUGUGUUUUUAUCGAGUUUCAUUGGUCAUGGGAUGGAGAAGCUGGCGAAGGAGCUCGAUGUGGAUUCCAGCUCAGGGUCGUGGUGGAGGUCUGUGGUUGUGUCCGGUGGGUGGGAUGGGUGGAAACUGGUGUGUAUGUAUGGUGCUGAGGUGGUGGUGAGUUAUGUUGUAGUCACUGUUUUUUACUGUGAGUGUAGGAAACGUCAUGGGAACAAUGAUCCAGAUCUUGCUGAUGAAGAGGGUCUAGCUAUUUAAGUUUAGCUGCAGCACUUUUGUUGUUGUUAAAUUCUCUUUGUGAAUUUGUGAUAUACAUUUUUGUUACAUUCAUCUGCAAAAUAAAAAUCAAAUGAUGUUAUUCAGUUCA
Raphanus sativus (radish) is the source of this 1306-nucleotide messenger RNA. RefSeq lists its product as uncharacterized. The transcript is spliced from 2 exons. The record is from RefSeq and is a predicted model, not a curated record. NCBI's taxonomy places the organism in Eukaryota, Viridiplantae, Streptophyta, Magnoliopsida, Brassicales, Brassicaceae. The coding region runs from base 256 to 1197 and encodes 313 amino acids.